Messenger RNA from Saccharomycodes ludwigii, 2607 nucleotides. RefSeq lists its product as uncharacterized. Gene Ontology annotation, molecular function: protein binding. The transcript has a single exon. Lineage: Eukaryota; Fungi; Ascomycota; Saccharomycetes; Saccharomycodales; Saccharomycodaceae. The coding region runs from base 1 to 2607 and encodes 868 amino acids. The record is from RefSeq and is a predicted model, not a curated record.
AUGUCCGCAAAUAAUAAAAAAAGUGACAAAAGAGAUGUUGUUGAAGGAAACACGACGAUGAAUAGAACGCAUAGUAAUAAUAGUAUCACCAACACUAACAAUAAACAACACAUAAAUAGUACUACCAGUUCACCCAGUAGCACAAGCAGCAAUACAGUUGAAAAGGGUAAUAAAGGAAAAGUUGCAGCAGCAGCAUUGGCAGCAGCAGCUAUUGUGCCAUUCCCACUAAAAAGAAAUCAUUCUAGCAUGAGCAGCGGCACUGCAUCAGAGAAUAGCCCCAAAAUAACAAAUACCACAAAUAAAAAAAAGGAUAUUGAAAAUUAUAAAGUUGAUCCAGAUAGUGGGAUCAUCACGUGUAUUUGUGGAAUAGAUGAAGAUGAUGGCUUUACUAUUCAAUGUGAUAGUUGUUUCAGGUGGGCACAUGCAGUUUGUUAUGACAUUCAUUCUAUAGAUGCUGUUCCUAACACCUAUUUCUGUAAUGUCUGUUCGCCUCGGACUAAUAUUAAUGUUAAAAAGGCAAAAAAGUUGCAGACAGAUAGAAUAAAUAAGGCAAGGAAAAAAAGAAGAGGGAAUAACUCUACCGCAAGUACCAAUACGGAAAACAACACUAACAAGGAAGGGGCAUCUGGAAUAGAGAAUAGCUUAUCUGAUGAUAAUAGCAGCACUGCUAAACAUAAGUUUAAAAAUUCAAAGGAUUCAUAUGCGGGUGUUUAUUAUCCAUUGAAGGAAAAUGAGUAUUUGGACAAAUAUGUAGGAAUGUUUGUUAAUUCACAUAGUGACGACGAUUGGGUGAUUCCUGUAAAACAUUUUAUAAAUAAGGCAAUAGAAGUUAAACCUUAUAAAGAAGAUCGUCAAUUUAGUGGGAUCACUAAGUUAGGUGUUUUUUAUAAGGAUGAUACGUCAGAAGCAAAUGAAUAUAUCCACGAGGUUUUGGGACAUAUAGAUUUUCAAAGGAAAUACAUUGAAGAUUCAAGAAAUCAUUACAAAUUAUGGGGGGUAGCGAAACCCAAAGUAAUGUUUCAUCCACAUUGGCCUAUUUAUAUAGAUGGUCGUUUGGCCGGUAAUGACAUCCGUUAUUUAAGAAAAAGUUGCUAUCCAAAUGUAGAAUUAUCCACUAUAGUUGUCGGUAAUCAAGUAAAAUUUGUUUUGCGUGCUUUGAAAAGGAUAGAAUAUGGCGAAGAACUAUGCAUUCACUGGGGUUGGGAUUUAGCUCACCCUAUUUGGAAAUUGAUUAAAAACCAUAAUACUGUUUGUAGUGAAUUAGAUACAAACAAGGAUAGCCAGGUUGAUGAGGACGCUGUAAAGAAAAUACAGGAUUUAUCCGAAGAAGACAGAUGUUACUUGGUUAAUUGCAUUGAUUCUAUAUUAGGUGCAUGCAACUGUGCGUGCAAAAAUAGCAAAAAUUGUUAUUUGCACAUGGUCAAGAAAUAUUACCAACAUUUGAUUAAAUCUAUAAAGGGCAAAAUGAAUAAUAGAUAUAAAUUGAAUGAAAUCAUGCUUAAAAAGAAAAAUAGGGAGCCCAAGCAAACUUCAAUAUUAUCUAGAUUGGCAUAUUUUACUAUAACUAAUGCGGCCAGGGCAGAUAAAGUUUUGGCCACUUUUAGAGAACAAAAAAACGAUUAUAUUUUAUUGCAAAAUUCAGAAAACAUUGAUACUGGCAAAUUUGGUAGGAGUAAUAACGAGGUUGUAACUUCUUCCGGGGCCAUGAAUAAUGGUGAUAAAGAUGGUACCGUUGUUGCUAGUGCCGAUGGUAAAGAUAAUACGGAGGAAGAGUUCAAGAGUCCCAUUAGCAUUAAACCUUUUAAAUUAAGAUUCAAGUCAUCUGCCACUGCCAGAACUAGUACGGCACCUACAAUGACAUCCUCUACUAUGACAGUUGGUCCAAAUAUUACCCAGCUACAGACACAUCAUCAUAACGAUGGCCAUCGUCGGUCAAUUAAUUAUUUGAAACAUGGUAUUCCUAGAAGUUCAGGCGUGCAAUUAAAUAAUUUAUACAAUGAAGACGAUGUAAAGAGUUUGGAUAAAUUGCCUGUACCAAUACCAUUAAGAGAUGGAGUCUUACAAAUACCACUGUUAGCGGCAGCUGGCAAUAGUUCUGUUAGUAACUCCGCUGGUAGUAGUGGUACUUCAACUGCUAUAGGCAAAACUCCUGCAUUAGCUUUAUCUGCAGAGCCUAAUGUCGAAAAUUUGCUGCUAUUAUCUUCUUCUGCCGACAGAAUUGGUUCCUUGACGAACUACCAUGGAACAUCAGUGCCUGGGUUAGUUCAAGAUGUUGUACAUGUUAAUGGCGAUGAAACUCAUCUAGUUGACGAGAAUAAUUUUUUAUCAACAUCUGGAGCUAAUAAAAUGGAUGGUAUUAAACACAAUGAUGUUAAGGAUAUUAACGGUGAUAAUGGUCUUACUGGGGGUAAUUUAAAGAGUCCGAUGGUUGCUGCUCAUAAUAAAUUGGCUACUGUUAAUUUACAUAUGCCUACAUCUAAUAUAGGCAAAACAUCUUUAUCUUCUACUGCUUUGGAGAAUUUGUCAGGUAAGCCCUUUGAUGAAAACGAAAAUAAAAAAAAGAAAUUGUCUCUAGCUGAUUAUAAGAAAAAGCAAAAGCCGCUAUAA